AUGGCUGCCGCAUCCCAACCCCAGGACCGCCCGGAGAGCGACGUGGACGAGGAAUUCAUCGACUACGAAAGCGAGCCCGAACCCUCGCCCACCAGCCAGCACAACCCCGCCGUCCCAGCGCUCUUCACCACGCCGCCGCCCGUCCGCGACGCCCUCCCAACCGCCACCUCCAAGCUCCAAGACGACACCCUCCGCCAGUGCCUGCCCUUCCUCGCCGCCGACCCGGGCAGCACCGCCGCCAACCCCGCGCGCAACGCGCACGGCGUGCCCGCCCUGCUGCGCGACAACCACGUCAAGUUCCUCGAGAAGCAGCUCGGCCGCUUCCCGGCGCCCUACGUCGCCGCCGACGCCAGCCGGCCGUGGUUCCUGUACUGGUCGCUCAACGCGCUCGCGCUGCUGGGCUACGACACGGCCGUCUACCGCGACGACCUGAUCGCCACGGUGCGCACGAUGCAGAACCUGCCCGGGGGCGGCUUCGGCGGCGGCCACGGGCAGAACUCGCACCUCGCGACGACGUAUGCCGUCGUCCUCGCGCUGGCGAUAGUCGGCGGCGAGGACGCGUACGAGGUUAUCGACAGGAGGGCGAUGUGGCGGUGGAUCUGCUCGUUGAAGCAGCGGGAUGGGGGCAUUCAGAUGACGUUGGGCGGCGAGGUGGACGUGAGGGGAGCAUACUGCGCCGCCGUCAUAGUGACCCUCCUCAACCUCCCGCUCGAGCUCUCUACCGACUCGCCGGCCUGGACGCCUGAGCGGCCCACGCUCUUCACCGGAUUGGCGGAUUAUGUACGCAGAUGCCAGACGUUCGAGGGAGGCAUAUCGGGAAAGCCGGAUGGUGAAGCACACGGGGCCUACGCCUUUUGCGCGCUGGGCUGCCUCUCGAUUCUCGAUACUCCGCAUCGCAUCAUUCCAAAGCCGUCGGACGCAUAUCACACCUGCUAUGUGCUAUCUGGACUGAGCUCGGCCCAGCAUCGGUGGGACCUCACAUACGUCAAUGAAGACGAGACGAUUCUGCCAGAGCCCAAGUGGGUGGUGUCGCCUUGCGCCGAGGGAGCACAGAUUUUCGACGAGGAGGACCGCGUCGGGACGAUCCACCCCGUCUACACCAUUCCUCAGGAGAGCGUCGACGACAUGAAGGCGUAUUUUGCGGCAAGGCAGGGAUUCUAG
Molecule: messenger RNA, 1161 nt
Organism: Colletotrichum chrysophilum
Lineage: Eukaryota; Fungi; Ascomycota; Sordariomycetes; Glomerellales; Glomerellaceae
Exons: 4
Coding region: 1-1161 (386 amino acids)
Biological process (GO): protein farnesylation
Cellular component (GO): protein farnesyltransferase complex
Molecular function (GO): protein farnesyltransferase activity
Source: RefSeq, a predicted model, not a curated record